AUGGAUGAAACCACGUUAGUGAACACUUCCCCAAUAAAGGAUCAGAAUAAUUUGAAAGAUAAGUGCUCACAGGUUAUUUCCCAUGAAGAUUCCUGUAAACUGUCAAAAACCAAAGUUUGCAAACCAAACACUAAGAAUACAUCAAAUAUUCUGGAGAAAAGGUUAGAGUAUAAUGAAAUUACUAAUAACUCUUUAAGACGGCAAAAAGAUAUAACAUCAUUGAAACAGGCAAUAAAGAUAGUUGAUAAAUAUGAUGAAGAGAAAAAGACUUUUGAUUUGAUCGAUAAGUGGAGAGAUAUUUCUCAGAAAGGUUUGUCUUAUAUGAUGAAUUCGACACUUUUAAAGAUUGACAGAGUUGGCGGUUAUAUGGAGUUGAGGAAAAAAGAAUUAGAAGCCGAGAAGAGACAGAUUGAAUACCAAUUAGAGAAUGAUUUGGAUGGGGAAUAUGAGAAUAUGAUAGAAACUGAAGAAUUCCAGAUGUUACCGGAAGAUGUUAAAUCAGAAUAUGCUAAAAAAUUUGAACAUGAAAAGGAGAAGGUCAACAGUUGGAAAGAGAAAAAAUUCUCUGAACUCGAUUCUAAAUUAGAUUCAAUUUCAAACGAAUCAUUUACUAUGGAAGAAUUAUGUAAAAGAUUAAAGGUCGACUUUUCCCUGGUUUUCCAAUCUUCAAAUGAAAACUAA
Messenger RNA from Tetrapisispora phaffii CBS 4417, 681 nucleotides. It is a transcript of the gene MEI5, whose product is annotated as Mei5p. The record is from RefSeq and is a predicted model, not a curated record. The coding region runs from base 1 to 681 and encodes 226 amino acids. Lineage: Eukaryota; Fungi; Ascomycota; Saccharomycetes; Saccharomycetales; Saccharomycetaceae. The transcript has a single exon.